AGUGGAAAUAGUGUAUAAAAUUUGAUAUAUGGUUUGUUUUAAUCUAAACUAAGUUGCACACCUGUACAAAACAGUGAGUUUGUUAUUCCGGGGAAUUACGGCAUUUUACGAGUGUACCUCGAACUAUUGAAAAUGACAAGUGAACAGGAGAGCUUUCUUGCAUUUUCUUUGAUUUAUUUUUUCUUUAUCUUACUUACUAUCAUUAUUAUAUUUGUCGUUUAUAGAUUUAAAUUACAUUAUCAUUUUUUUCUGAAACUUGAUAAAACUUCAAAAAAUCAUGGUGGUGAACUUGUGGCUAAUGUUUUACAGGCACAUGGUGUAAAGUAUGUGUUUACCCUCUGUGGUGGUCAUAUAUCACCAAUAUUAGUUGCCUGUGAGAAGCUUGGAAUUAGAAUAAUUGAUACAAGGCACGAAGUGAAUGCAGUAUUUGCAGCUGAUGCAGUUGCACGUUUGUCUGGUGUUGUUGGUGUAGUUGCUGUGACAGCCGGACCUGGUUUGACAAACACUGUAACAGCUGUGAAAAAUGCUCAGAUGGCCGAGUCACCUGUAUUGCUUAUUGGAGGUGCUGCAGCAACUCUGUUGAAGAAUCGGGGAGCACUGCAAGACAUUGAUCAAAUGUCAUUGUUUAAGCCUCUCUGUAAAUACUGUGUUACAAUUAAAAGAGUACGUGAUAUUCCUCAAAUUUUGAGGAAGGCCAUGCAAAUUGCUCAGUCAGGGACACCUGGACCAGUAUUCGUUGAGUUUCCUAUUGACACUCUUUAUUCCUAUCCUUUAGUCAAGAAGGAGGCAGGACUAAAGGAAAAUCCUGUUGGAAUUGGGCAGAAAAUUGUUAAUUGGUAUAUCCAAAAUCAUUUAUUUUGUUUGUUUGCUGGAGCCUGGGAACCACAAAAUAUCCAUCCACUAUCAAUAACUACUCCACAAGCAUCAGAUGGAGAAGUAUCUUCAGCUGUUGAGAUUGUGUCUAAGGCAAAAAAACCAAUUAUAAUUGUGGGCAGUCAAGCAACUUUGCCUCCUGUACCUGCAGAAAAACUCAAGUCUGCUCUUGAGCUUCUCCGUAUUCCAUGUUUUCUUGGUGGCAUGGCUCGUGGUUUACUGGGAAGAAAUAGUCCAUUGCACAUUAGACAAAGACGUCGCGAUGCAUUAAAAGAUGCUGAUGUCAUCAUUUUACUUGGAACUGUCUGUGAUUUUCGUCUUUCGUAUGGGCGAGUCCUCAAUAAGAAGAGUAAAGUUAUUGCCGUAAAUCGUAGUAAAGAACAAUUAUACAAGAACUCUGACAUGUUUUGGAAACCAACUUUAGCCAUCCAAGGUGAUCCUGCGUCCCUCGUAUUAUCAAUGAGUGAACAAUUAAAAGGUUAUAAUUGUCCUGACGAAUGGUUGGACAUGUUAAAAGAAAGAGAUUAUGUCAAAGAAGAAGAAAAUAGUGUGAAAGCCAAAGAAAAAACGGACAAACAUUUAAAUCCUUUAAAAAUUCUCCAUUGCUUGGAGGAGAUCAUGUCAGAUGAUAGCGUCAUUGUUGCUGAUGGAGGAGAUUUUGUUGGCUCAGCUGCUUAUAUAUUGCGUCCACGUGGUCCUUUACGUUGGCUUGAUCCGGGAGCUUUUGGAACCCUAGGUGUUGGUGGGGGGUUUGCCCUUGGAGCCAAGUUGUGUCGUCCAACAUGUGACGUAUGGAUAAUUUAUGGUGAUGGUUCAUGUGGAUAUAGUGUUGCUGAAUUUGAUACAUGUACCAGACACAAUCUUCCUGUGAUUGCCCUUGUUGGUAAUGACGCUUGCUGGAGUCAAAUUGCUAGAGAACCUCCUAUGUUGGGAAGUAGUGUUGGUUGUGAUUUAUUGUUUAUGGACUAUCAUAUUGUUGCCGAAGGUUAUGGGGGAAAGGGUCUUCUAUUAGAUGAAAAGAAUUCGGCCAAUAUUACAUCAGUAUUGGAGCAGGCUCAAAAGAUUUCAGGUGACGGGCAUGCCGUGCUUGUAAACGCACUUAUUGGUAAAACUGAUUUCCGCAAAGGAUCCAUAUCCGUCUGAGGGAAAUCAAGGGAUACGAUACAUUAUACUGGAGGAAUAUUAAUAUUUCGUGAUGAUAUUUUCUGAAAAAAUUCCCAUGUGCAUGUUUAAUAAGAACAAUUCGAUAUAAAUCAAUGAAUAAUAGAAUAAACUAAAAAAUCAUGAUAGUGACAAUUUACAACUGAAAGGUACACCUUAAUUUUGGAGUAUUGAAUAAUGAAUUGUAUUUCACCUAAAUUAGUAUUAGUAGAAAUAAAAUUUAAUUUGUAAAA
Messenger RNA from Xenia sp. Carnegie-2017, 2267 nucleotides. RefSeq names its product 2-hydroxyacyl-CoA lyase 2-like. Gene Ontology annotation, molecular function: flavin adenine dinucleotide binding; magnesium ion binding; thiamine pyrophosphate binding. Gene Ontology annotation, biological process: L-valine biosynthetic process. Gene Ontology annotation, cellular component: acetolactate synthase complex. Lineage: Eukaryota; Metazoa; Cnidaria; Anthozoa; Malacalcyonacea; Xeniidae. The record is from RefSeq and is a predicted model, not a curated record.